AUGGUCGCCUAUGCGGCUCAAAUGAACGUCCAGACUGGGUGUGGAGCUACUUGGUGCAGGUACUUCCCCAUCACCUUGAAGGGUCUUGCACUUAUCUGGUUCAACAAGCAUGUGCCAAAGGGGAGUAUCAAGAGCUACAGUGAGCUUGAAAAGGUGUUCAUCAGCCAAUUCGCUGCAGGUCGAAGACACAAAAAGACAAGUGUUAACUUAAUAGAGGUCAGACAGGGAGAGACAAAGCCCCUUCGCAACUACAUCAAGAGAUUCAAUGAAGAAUUCCUAAAAAUACACAAUCUCAAGGAUGAGACCAAGUUUGCAGCCCUCUUGGCGGGGCUUCAACCAGAUGACUUCAAAUUUGAGUUGAUCAAGUCCGGGGUGUCCAACCUUGAAGAAGCAAUGGAGAAGGCCCAAAUGCACAUUCAAGCUACGGAUGUUUUUAAGAUCAGCUGGGGUGGUGAGUGUGGCACAAGACAAAAACAAAAGCCUAAUUUGGGAGAGACCUCAAAAUCCGAAAAGAAGAAAAAAUAA
Spinacia oleracea (spinach) is the source of this 525-nucleotide messenger RNA. RefSeq lists its product as uncharacterized. The transcript has a single exon. The coding region runs from base 1 to 525 and encodes 174 amino acids. The record is from RefSeq and is a predicted model, not a curated record. NCBI's taxonomy places the organism in Eukaryota, Viridiplantae, Streptophyta, Magnoliopsida, Caryophyllales, Amaranthaceae.